ACACGACAAGCUCUGAAGAUAACAGAAAAAACCCCAGUACAGAUACGUCUUAUCUUCCCAACUUCGUCUCUUGCUCCACAGGCAGGCUGCAAUUACAAACUUACAAAAAACGAUCUAUCUUAUUUUUUCCCAGGCAACUUGAAUGUGUGUCCGUAGAAAUAAGGCUAAUUUCUUCCUAGAUAGAAAUCCGUAAGACUUAUUAAAAGCUGACACAAUAUGUCGUUAUCUCGCUGGAGAACCAAAAAAAAAAAUAAAAAAAAAUAAAAUGCACUGCAUUUCAACGUUGAAUCCGCCUUCGUCUUCGUUUCGAUUUGACGUUAUGAUGGUUUUUUUGGGUUGUUUUUUUUUACGUACGUACGUACUUUUUCUUUUUUCUUCUUUAUUAAGUGUCUUCGUCUUUUCGACUGAUACGAUACUAUAUUUACUUCUGUUUGUAGGCUGUUAUCUGUGUCAACCGUAACGCAGUUGCACGGCUGCAUUUUGCUCAGCACAAUAGCCUUAUAGCCUUAUAGAAAACGCAAUUUUCGAACCACUGUUCUUGGAAUAAACAGAGCGUCUUUCGCGAAUGAUAUAACAGCCAGUCAACUGAGUUUGGAGGGAGACCCGGAUAAGCGUACUUGGUCAAAAAUAAGCUGUCCUUGGCGCUUGACCCGGAAGCCGAAACUGAUGCCGGAAGCAGCACCUGUCAAGGCAAUGGCACCAACAUGGAGGACAGCGAACACUACCCAUCUGGGAAUCGCACCGACUCGGAACUACUGCGCCGAAUCCCGACCCACGCCACAAACGGAGGCAUGAGACGAGUACCCCCGGGGACCAAACGGUUCAACCGGCGUCGCUCCAUCCCCCCGGACUCCGCUGGGGGCAAAGACGAGAAGUUGGGGAAAGACAAGAAGAGCGACGAAAGGCUGUUUCUCGUUGAUGACGACGACGACAACGACAGUUUGGACAGUAUGAUUCUGGAGAGGAGGAUGUCCCGGAAGAGGCGACAGGAGAAGAAGCAGAGGCGGAAGUGGAGAGCAGGUCAGUAUCGCAGACAGACGUCCUUCGCCGAUCCAGGAGGCCAAGGGCGGCUACUCUGACACGGACUCCGAGACGAGUAGCGUCUUCUCCUCUUUCCGAGACAGCAGCUUCUCAGAUAAUGGGACGUGUUCCCCCUACCCGGGCCCGCUCUUACUCAGGAUCAUCCGCCAGGACGCAGUGAGCCUCAACAGCAGCUGUUUUAGUCUGGCGUCCGCAAACACAGAUAGCCGCUGUGGGGGUCUGGGGGCGCGCUCUCAGAUGGGCUCCUCAGACCCUCUUAGCGCCAGGUCCAGGGAUAGCCUCAGGGCUACGUCACCGGUCGUGCACGAGAGAAAGGUCAUCUCAUCUAAGAGUAAAGAGAGCCCCAAAGGAGGGAGUGAGAAGUCCUUGACGCGAUGGAAAAACGAGGGCUUUGAUAACUGCUUCGUCUUCACUUUGCACCACACACCAGGAAAAGGCCAUGAAAUCUUGGAGUGGAACGGAGAGCGACUCAGGGGCCAGACGUUUGAUCAAGUAGUGACCACUGUGUCCAAUGUCCAGCCCCAUGUACAGAUCGUGCUGGAUAGACCUGAGUGCAGACCGGAUGAGGGGAAAACGGCCCCAGAGGAAGUCAUGAAGCCAUCGCAGAGCUUAGACAGAACAGCCACAUGGAGCCCCACGAUAGACCAGGCUGGAAAAGGCGGGAAGAGAAGGAUGCUGCCCAAAACACCUGUAGAAAUCAAACGUCGGACCCGUCGUGUGCAUGGUGAGCUACAGUUGCGCCUUCAUUAUCAGGCGCAGAGGGCGAGCCUAGCUGUGACUGUACUGAGGGCAAGACAUCUGUGUCCAACGUACCACAUAGACCCCGCGCCUCCCAGUCCUUUUGUCGUCAUCUCUCUGGUUCCUUUCAAACGAGGCAGAGACAGCAUGGAGACAGAGAUCAAGGCCUCCAACACCCAACCCGAGUGGGAGCAAACCUUCCUGAUGACCGGGAUUACCCUGACAGAGCUCGCCACCAAGUCUGUCCAGGUGACGGUGUGGAACUACGAGACCAGCGCUGACGCCUUCAUGGGGGAAGUUCUUCUGGACCUGGCACAGGCUCCGCUGGAUAACGAGGUUCUGACGAGAGCUACCACAGUGACGCCCACCGGGGCCCCAACGACAGAAGUGACAGGAGUGGCGCACAUUCCAGGAGCCCGAGUCUGAUGAAGAGAGGACAGAACAGUUCCCACCAGAGCAUGGACCUACUUGCUCCGCCCCAAGCCCCCAGCAGAACCAACAGCAGCUCCAGCUUCUUCAUCUCCGACGACGAGGAGAGCCAGGGCCGCUUCAGCACUUCCCCCGUGGCCCCCGACCGGCCGGCCCCAGACGGAGACGACAUUACGUCAACACUGGGACCUGGACAGAUCCCACCGAAACCUUCGGCAGGUCAACAUCUGGGAAAAAGCUGGAAGUUUCGAGAAGAAAUUAUGUCGCGGUGAAGUCCUGGUCAAGCUGGACUGCCUGGACCUGUCUAAGCACACGAUGGCCUGGUACAAGCUGUUCGAGAUUAACUCCACUGACUACGGCUCAGACGAAUUCCUCAACUCUUGGUGAACACAGACGUGGUGAACUGACAGAUGGUUUAAGGAUGGACAAGUUCCUCAACUCUUGAUGAACACAGAAGUGGGAACUCUGACAGAUGGUUCAAGGAUGGACGAAUUCCCCAACUCUUUGUGAACACAGACGUGGGAACUCGGACAGAUGGUUCAAGGCUGAACGAAUUCAUCAACUCUUGGUGAACAAAGAUUCCUCAAUUCUUGGUGAACACAGACUGACCGAUGAUUCAAGGAUGGUCAAAUUCCUCAACUCUUGGUGUACACAGAGGUGGUAAAACGGACAGGUGGUUCAGGGAUAUGGUCACCGUUUUAUAUGAGGCGUGCUCGUAUUUUGUAGGCGAGGUGUACAAAAUGAAAUAUUUUUUAGUAUUACAUUAGCAUGGAUAGAACUAGGGAACCGUAAAUACUGCCCCUCCUCUCCCGUCCGCUACACACAAAUUCUUUGUCCAGAUACCAAAUUCAUGAAAAAGUGUCAAGUACCUAAACAAAGGAGGUGGCGUCGGUGGCCUAGUGGUUAGGCUUCCGGACCCGUAAUCGUGAGGUUACGGGUUCGGGGG
Molecule: messenger RNA, 3154 nt
Organism: Aplysia californica (California sea hare)
Lineage: Eukaryota; Metazoa; Mollusca; Gastropoda; Aplysiida; Aplysiidae
Product: regulating synaptic membrane exocytosis protein 2
Biological process (GO): regulation of synaptic plasticity; positive regulation of synaptic transmission; calcium ion-regulated exocytosis of neurotransmitter
Cellular component (GO): presynaptic membrane; cytoskeleton of presynaptic active zone
Molecular function (GO): small GTPase binding; transmembrane transporter binding
Source: RefSeq, a predicted model, not a curated record